ACAGAUGGCGAUAGGGAGUCCGCGGUUCUAAGUUCGUAGUGAAAAAUGGCCGGCGCCAACGAUUGUUUCAGCAUCGGGAGUACGGUGGCCUGUAAAACCUGUUACAAGGAGGAGAUCGAAGGCGAGGUGUUAGCAUUCGAUCCACAAACUAAAAUGCUAAUCCUAAAAUGUCCGUCAUCCAGCGGAUCACUAACAUUAAACGAUGUACACAUAGUAAAUUUAUCCUUGGUAUCAGAGGUCCAAGUAAAGCGAGAAGUUAGCCCUACCACUAGCGAGCCACCACAAAGCCUUAAUUUACAAAAGUUGAACAGAAGAGUACGUAAUCAAAUUGAAGAGAAGAAAAAACUGGUAAUGGCUCUGCAGGCCGGAGUAUCUCCAGAGGGACAAAAACUCUUCAGUACUAUAUCAAAAACUAUCCCAGAAAUUACGUGGAAUGGAGCAAAUAUUGUUGUAUUUAACAAUGUCACAAUCAGACCACCAUAUAAAGUUGACAAUGUCCAUGGAAAUAUUGAAUCUGGAGCAUAUAAACAUGUAAAGAAAGUGGUUGAAAAACACAUUAAAGAUACGGAAGCGUCGCAACAGGCACAACAGUGGGAACAGCAACAGCAACAGAAGCAAAAAGGAGAUGCGAUGCAAUAAAAUUUCAAAAAGGCCCUAUAUCAGAAAUAAAGCUACCAUGCUUUCACAGAAGUUCCAGUCUUUGAGGAAAAGUAGGAAAUGACGAUAACAAGAUUCUAAGAAAUUAAGGGAAAAAGUCACUGCAAAACUACUACAUAAGCCUAUCAAGAGAACCAGCAUCACAGAUUAAGUUCAAAUUUAUUUGAAUGAAAACGCAUUUCACAAGAAUCAAGUGUAAAUUGAUUAUCGAAAUUUUAAAUGAGUAUCAAAUGUUUUGAUAAUAUCGUAUGAGCAGCAUUUUCAAAAUCAAUAAAACACACCGUACUAAACUUUUUAGUAAAGAGCAUGAUCUUUGACGAAGAAUGCUGUUUAUUGUAUCUAACAAGCUGCCAUACAACUUUAGAUUCUGCUGGAAUUACAUGUGCUCUGAUGCAGGUGUGUUUUAGUUUAGUUUAACAUUGUUAUAAAAUACGUUUAAUAGUUGUUUACAGAUUAUUGAUGUACAUGAUGGUAACAUAAUUCGGUUGCCAUGUGAAUAUCAACUUUUUUAAAAAUACAAAUCGAUCGACGUGGUAUAAUUUAAGUCCGUAUGAAACGGUUCAAUAUAUUUUUAAUUACUACACCACAAGUGGAAAAGUAACAAACGAUCAACGAAAAUUUUCAUACGCGAAACAUCCGACUUCAAUACUGAUUCAAAUUUUACGUUCACUUGCUGAUUGUAAUGUCAUUUCUUUUUAAUCGCUCAUUAUAGUACUGUCGAUCUCUUGGAAUUUGUAAACAAACAAACGAAGAGAAAAAAAAACAUCAUCGUCGCAAUUCGUUGCAAUUCAUCGCGCCUGCGUCGGCACGAGACGUAUUCGAUCGCGACGUGACAUUGUAAGCUGAAAAUGGAUAUCCCCUUGCAUAAAGCAAGCCAUAAAAUUGUUAUUUAAAUGAAGACAUCAAACUUGGUUUGUGCAAGGGCAACCUAUACCUGUAACGAUAUAUUUGCAGGUAAUUUCGUUUGCAAUGAUAAAAUAUAGAACUCGUCUCGUGCCCUUUAUCUUUUGAACGCGGAAAGACAGAAGAAAAGAAAGAUGAUAAAAAUUAAUUACAUAAAAAGACACAAAUAAAUGUAAUAUAAAUUCUA
This is a messenger RNA of Bombus pascuorum, 1747 nucleotides long. Its product is annotated as protein LSM12-like. Bases 46 to 639 code for a protein of 197 amino acids. Lineage: Eukaryota; Metazoa; Arthropoda; Insecta; Hymenoptera; Apidae. The transcript is spliced from 3 exons. Gene Ontology annotation, molecular function: RNA binding. The record is from RefSeq and is a predicted model, not a curated record.